This is a messenger RNA of Penicillium expansum, 1431 nucleotides long. RefSeq lists its product as uncharacterized. The coding region runs from base 1 to 1431 and encodes 476 amino acids. Lineage: Eukaryota; Fungi; Ascomycota; Eurotiomycetes; Eurotiales; Aspergillaceae. Gene Ontology annotation, molecular function: zinc ion binding. The record is from RefSeq and is a predicted model, not a curated record. The transcript has 2 exons.
AUGCCAGAUACAGUCCUGCCUGCUAGAGCGGCCCGCGCGGGGCGGUCGGACACUUCCAACGACGACAGUGAUCCUGGAGACGAUAGAUCUUCAGAGGAGAGCUCCAGCGAUGAAGAGGAGGAGGACGAGGAUGAAGAUGAAGAAAGCAGCGAUGAAGAACAGUCCGAAUCCAAUAGCUCCUCCGUCCUUGCAACGUCCGGCAUUACCUAUGACCUCAGCCAACUAGAUUCUGAGUCUGAAGCCAGAGCCGUUGUGGGCUUGACCGGCCAUUUUGAUGUUGUCAACUGUCGCUCUACUCCCGCUGGGUAUGACUUUCAGCUGUCGGAUCGGCCACAAGUGCACAUUGGCGCGGAUUCGUCUACCUGCACUUGCGCGGCCUUCCAGGAUCAACCGGACGGGGCGUGCCAGCACAUCUUUUGGCUCGUUGACCAACUGCACGGCUGCUUCCUCCCCGCGCCUCGGUCGACGGAGGUGACACUAACUCCAGACGGACGUCCGGAGCGCCUCCCCCGCAUUGAGGACCUCCUAAAGGGUAAUCUGAUGUCAGUCGCAACGCAGCUCAAAUGGCAGUGCCUACGAGAGGAGGAGGAUGGGAUGACGCGGACAGAGAAGGUCCGGGACAUCUUCUCUGCGUUCAGCAACCGGACUCUUCCAGAAGACACCCGCCGGGACUUGACAGAGACAACCGAGCAAGCACGAACGGCAGAGCAGUGCGUGGUCCAGGGAGAUUUCGAAGCGACGAUGUUCCGGCUUGCAGUUCACGACGACGGGGUUUUCAACAGCCUCUGCAAGGCGAUGCCCGCAGGCGCGUGUGCGGCCAUCUACUUCGACAAAGUACAAGAGCAGUCACGCCGACUCCUCAACGACUUCGACCGAUACUGCGCAACCGGCGAGUUGCCCGCGAACCCCGUGAGCCCAGACCUGGGCGUAGAGAUCAACGACGUCGUAACACAGCUCCAGCGGUCUGUAUCCCGGAUUGAAGUCAACAUCGCAGCGCGCGCUCCGCACGGCUCGGAAGGCGCCGCCGAAGCCCUCGUAUCUCUCCUGGAGUCGGUUGUGGCUCGCAAUAAUGAUCCCCUCGAAGGCAAUCCCCUGGGUCGGCAGUCCUUCCACGGCGAAGACGAGGACCAGCGCAAUCUAUACCACUUGCUCAUCGGGUCGGUCGAAACAGACUCCGAAACAGACGCGCGGCACUUUGUCCUUCACGCGCUUGAUGCCCUGCCGCCGGUGGACCUCCACCAAUGCGCCAACCGGCUGCGUGACAUUCUCCGCAAGAUCGAAGUCAACCGUGCCCCGAAGCCGUAUCUUCUCCAUCUUGGAUCAUUGAUCCGUACUGCUGAAUCUGCUGCUGCCGCUGCUAUGGGAUCGGGACAAAAGCGACCGGCGGCUGGGAAUGGCAAUUCCGGGGGAUACAGUAAACGAACCCGUUGA